Molecule: messenger RNA, 2080 nt
Organism: Scatophagus argus
Lineage: Eukaryota; Metazoa; Chordata; Actinopteri; Scatophagidae
Gene: plaub
Product: plasminogen activator, urokinase b
Exons: 11
Coding region: 54-1442 (462 amino acids)
Biological process (GO): plasminogen activation; regulation of cell adhesion mediated by integrin
Molecular function (GO): serine-type endopeptidase activity
Source: RefSeq, a predicted model, not a curated record
AAGAAGCCCGAGGAUGUUCCCAUACAGGAGCUCGGUCGGUGCAGAGAGGCAACAUGACGUGGAUGAAAAGCUUUGCUCUUUUCGUUUGCGUCCUGGCAGCGACGUCAGCAGCUGAAGCAGGCUUUUUGAGAGGAAGAAGACAGAAGAAAUUUUCAGUUUUCUCCUCCUCCUCUUCGUCGUCAACCUCAACCUUGAUUGAAAGUUCAGGUGGGGUCUGUCUUCACGGAGGCACCUCCGUCACAAUCCUGACCACCGCCCAGCUGACGCUUUGUUUGUGUGCCGACGGGUUUGAGGGGAAGAACUGUGAAACGGUGAAAAAUACCGACUGUUACGAGGGCGUGGGGCUGCGCUACAGAGGCACAGCGUCCAAAUCAAAGACUGGACGAAGGUGUGAGGAGUGGGAUCUGGACACCAGACUGCAGUUCAUGUCUUCAGACGUCAAUUCAGGGAGGCACAACUACUGCAGAAACCUCCACCACAGACGGCGGCCGUGGUGCUACGUCAGGAGAAAGCGGCAGCUGGUGUGGGAGUACUGUGCCGUCCCACGGUGUCACUCUGAGUCCAUUCCUGUUGCUCCUUCGCCUGCACCCACUGAUCCAGCGUCAGAGUCGACAUGUGGCCUCCGCGCCAGGAGAAAGCAGAUGAAGAUUGUGGGUGGAGGAGUUACCACUGUGGAGUCCCAUCCGUGGGUUGCUGCCAUAUUUUGGCACAGCAAAUCCAAGGAGGAGGUUUUCCGCUGCGGGGGGAGUCUGAUCUCAGCCUGCUGGGUCCUCACAGCUGCCCACUGCUUCCCUGGCAGCUCCCACGCCGAAAGUCACGACUUCUCCGUCAUCCUGGGGAAAAAUGCUCUGAAUGAGAGCGACCCAACCGUGGAGCAAAGAUUCAGGGUGGAGGAAAUCAUCGUCCACGAGGGGUUUGACAACAGCGAGGGGAACUUCGACAACGACAUUGCCCUGCUGAAGCUGAAGGCCAAACAUGGGAAGUGUGCAGAGGAGAGCAGCUCGGUGAAAACCGUCUGCCUGCCGCCGCCUCAGCGGCGCCUCCAGCCAGGCGUCACCUGCGAGAUCGCUGGAUACGGCAAAGAGGAAUACGGUUUGUGGUACAAGUCUCAGUACCUCAGGGAGGCUCAGGUGAACCUUCUCGCCGACGAUGUGUGUCGACACGAGGACUAUUAUGAAAACAUGAUCACUGACAACAUGUUGUGUGCGGGUCGUCCCGACUGGAGCCAGGAUGCCUGUGAGGGAGACUCCGGGGGGCCGCUGGUGUGCGAGGUCGGCAACAGGCUCUUCCUGUUCGGGGUGAUCAGCUGGGGUGACGGCUGCGCAAAGGAGUUCCGGCCCGGCGUCUACACCAGAGUGACCAACUACAACCGAUGGAUAGAAGAGAAGACGGGGCUGUCGUUGCUGGGUCCACCUGAGCUCACCGUCAAGCUGAGGACAUGAGACAGGAGACAUGGACGUUACUGCUGCUGUCGGCUCUUUAUAUUGGGAAGUUAUUUAAUGUUCAAACUGCUAAACUUUAUUGUUUUUUUUGUAAAUAUACACUCAUUUUGAAUUUGAUGUUCCAAUAAAGUUAUUACAAAUAAAGACCUGUUUUCCACUUUGUCCCAUCAGCUUUUCACUCAGUAACCAUUUAGGAACUGAGGACCUUAACUGUCAAAGCUCUGAAAGUGAAAUUGUUUGGUGGCAGAUUUGUGUUAACUGCACUCUUUUACCAUGAAGCCACACUGUGUGAAUGUGUAGUAGUUAAGCAGCUAAAACUCUCACCUUUCUGGUCUGUCACCUUGCAGAAAUCUCAGCUUCAUUAAACAGUUGUCACGUAAACUGCUGAAAGUUGAUGUCUUUCUGUCUGGACCACCAGGUGGCGCUAAUGGGGUGCCAAAACAUUGCUGUGAUCAUUCUUUGGGAUCUGUUCUUUGUGUUGGCAGUUAGCGACUCAGAGGAAACACCAGGACUGUUUGGAUGUGAACUGCUGGAAGUUAAUGUGUAGGUCUUUAUUUUAGCUGAUUUGAUUGGCCACUAGAUGGCGCUGAUGUGGUAAGAAUGAACGCAGACUGAAUGCUGAGAUUAUUCUACAGGAU